Molecule: messenger RNA, 636 nt
Organism: Schistosoma turkestanicum
Lineage: Eukaryota; Metazoa; Platyhelminthes; Trematoda; Strigeidida; Schistosomatidae
Source: the annotation of a GenBank genome assembly
AUGUUAUUGAUACAACCACAUAUUUUUAAACAUCAAGGUGAUCGAUGGAUUGUAAAUAGUCAGUCAGAAAUUUUGUAUCAAUCACAAACAUUAGAAGGAAAAUAUUACAUUCAAGAGGAAUCACCAAAAACUGGUGCCUAUUGGAUGGAAUCCGGUGUGAAUUUUACUCGUGUCAAAAUUACAAAUACUAAAGAAUUGAAACCAAAUAAAAAUAUGAUUCAUGUCAAUAGUAUGCAUUAUUAUAUACCAAGAAUUUCUGUGGUUCGUUUAACAGACUUCCUUGAUCAUCAUCAAUCACAAUCUUAUCAUCUUACAUCCAAUUCAUCAAGAUUAUCUGAUCAGUCAAAUCAUCUGGAAUUAAUUGGUUCAUAUAUUAUACCUGGUACACAAUUCUAUACAGUGACAGCUUAUCAAAAUCCUGAUGUGAUACGGAUCAAAAUCAACAAUAAUCCUUUUGCAAAAGGAUUUCGAAAUCGUCAAGACACGGAUGAUUUCAAUGACUUGGCUGUUUUAUCCGUGAUGAAUUCCAAGAACAAAUAUUUAACCACAACAACAUCAUCAUCAUCAUCCUCACUGACAUCAGUAAUAGAGUCAUCAUUCAGAUAUUCUAAAAAUAGUCCACAACUAUAUGAGUGA